AUGUAUGAUCAAACUAAUACACAAAAUCCUCGUCGAUCAUCAAUGACGAAUAAUAAAUCUCGUUCCAAUUCAUCAUCUUCGACUAUUUUCAAACGUCAAUCGUCUGGUUAUAUUCCAUUAUUAACUACUAAUUCUCGUCCAUUAUCAAAUAGUACAAAUUUCCCACAACGAUCUAUUAUUAAUAAUAAAACAAAACGUAAAACAGAAGAAUAUGAAAAUGAUCCAUUUGAAUAUGAUGUUCCAACAAGUAAUUAUGCUUCUGUACGAAAACAACAAAGUCAAUUAUCAACAAUUAAGCGUAUCAAACCUGAUCAAUCAACUGUACCCAAAAUGAAACUUUUACCAGAAGAUAAUUCUUUACGAUUAGUCACAUCUACUGUUCAAGGAAUGAAACAUUGGACAAAUAAAAAUUUACCAUAUCCAAUUCUAUUUGAAAUUUUUGGUAAACUUGAUUCUCAAAUAACAUCUUUAUCAUUAAAUAAUACACGUCAAUUUUCAUUAAUUGAUGAUAAAGAUCGUAUUGAAUGUAUCUAUGCUGAAAUGGAUCAAUCAUUUUCUAAUAUUGAUCGAGAUGUUCAACUUCGAAUUAUUUGUCGAUUAGAAUCUGAAAGUACAAUAGCUCGUUGUAUUGCUAUUCGUGUUGCUAACAAAGAUGAAUGGCAUGAAAGACAUGCUAUUAUUCAACAAUGUGAUAUACAAUUAAAUGAAGAUGAUCUUAAUUCGAAAAAAUUAAAAAAGAAUAACAAAAAAUUACACAAAUAG
Molecule: messenger RNA, 762 nt
Organism: Adineta steineri
Lineage: Eukaryota; Metazoa; Rotifera; Eurotatoria; Adinetida; Adinetidae
Source: the annotation of a GenBank genome assembly